AUGCUGCAAGGAAGUGAUAAACUUGUUCUAACAUGUCUUGGUGUUGGAUAUUUCAACAAUCCACCAGAAUUGAUUUGUCGAUCAAUCAAAGCAAAUCGAGAACUUAUUCACGAAAGUGGUCUUGAUGUUUAUCUUGUUUGCUUCAGUGAUGAUGACCAAAGAGGAUUCAAAUCUGUUUAUCCUCAUCUCGUAGAUUUAGUUUCUGAAACAAAAGGUGAAAUUAUAUCUGCAUUCUAG
Molecule: messenger RNA, 237 nt
Organism: Trichomonas vaginalis G3
Lineage: Eukaryota; Parabasalia; Trichomonadida; Trichomonadidae
Exons: 1
Coding region: 1-237 (78 amino acids)
Source: RefSeq, a predicted model, not a curated record